UUUUUGACUAAUGUUGUGAAGCGUUCGCUAGGCGUGGUCACACCGCCUCGGCUCUAUUAGAGGAGGUCGUAUCGGUCAGUAGUCGUCAAUCGUUAGUAAAAUCAUUUCAGUGUGCGUGUGGAGACGAUGGACAGGCAACGACGGUUAAGUGGACCAUUUGACAUGGUGACCAUUUUUCGAGGAACGCAAGAGUUGCCAAUGAAAUUGUCGGACGUGAGCAGUUUGCGACUGUCUCGAGUUUUCAAGGCAAGUCAAGUUGUACACGGCGCGAACAACUUUAGAUGUUAAAACAAUCAUACACUGUUAACUAAUUAAUUAAGGUGAUCGACAAAAUUCAGUGUUGCGUAUCACUGUGUAGGUAGAAGUCAUUUACCUGAAAAGAGAGGAUGGCAACGAGGCGGCAAUAUUUCCUCAUACUGGAGGUCGAUUCGACGGACUCUCGGCUGGUCAUCGCUAUCAACUCUACGGCGACCCGCUCUUGGUGGAAGAGUCCAAUGUGUCCGAUGCCUCGUCGUUUCCGCACAGUCGUCGCCUACAGCUGCAGCCAGUGGUAGGUGUAACCAGUGAAGCAAGUCGCCAUACUGCUAGGACCGCAACAGUUCCAGCACCCGGAACUUCAUGGGCGCCGACGCCGUCUUCCUCUUGGUCUGCGUUUAGAUCGGUAGCACCGAGCAGCAAGAAAGCGCGGUCGCAAUCGGCAGUCAGAGAAAUCAAGAAGAGUGUUGACCUGUGGUCUAUGGAAGUCGUUCGAAACAAGCUGCAGCUAGCCGAAGUACGUUCGCAGACGUACGUUCGCUUUGCCGAAAGUGACGUCAGCCUACUACAUAUUACUGACUUAGUUCAGAGUCACUUUGAAGCUCAAGGUGUUGUUCCGUGUGACGACCGAAUUAUCCUAGUGGACAACCGCGGCGUACCGUUCGCAGAUGACGAAGGAACAAGAGACGUAGACUUUUGGAAGGCACCGUCUCGAAGAAUCUGUGCGGUACUCCAGUCGGACUAUGACUCACUGAAGUGCUACCUCGAUUCUAUACGAGAGACGGCACCGAUCAAACGAAAACGAGCUUCAUCGGCCACCGCCUCGUCAACAGCGAUCGGUUACGGCCAGCUGCAGUCGUUGAGCUCGAGCACUCGUGCCUCAUCUCCGGAUAUGGAUAUCCUUUUCAAGAUCGACGGCGAAGUAGAAGACGCGCUAACUCAUCUCGGCCGCCUGAAGUCCAGCUUCGAACGAGUACACGAGCGACUCCAGAACAGCGAAGACAAGAUGGAGCAAGUGACUCGCCAUCGGUUGCCAUCGAAACGACGCACUAAAUCGAAAACAGCGACAAUAGCAGCAAGAAUGAUGCGUUGCAAGAUUUGCCACCUGCUCAGCAGAAGUCCGAUAGCAGUGUCUAUUUGCUGCCGACAAUGGCUCGGCUGCGAACGUUGCACUUCUCAAUGUGGGCGUUGCCCACUCUGCAAGGCUACGUGGUCAGACGACAAACGUCCGCUGUCUCUUUGCGGUUUCGACGACAUGAAAGAGCUCAAAAAAGAAAUGCGAAAUGAACUUGGGAGCGACGUAGCUCACGACGACAGCUCGUCGGACACGGAACUACCGAUCAUGUUACAAUCUGCCACAACCCAAGGUGUCGGUGCCUCCUCGUCACACAGCUUGACUGCAGAUGUGAACGUACGCGCCGACAAUGAGAGCCCAGAGAUUACUGAGUGACACAUUGACAUAGUCUACUUAAUUAAUAACUAGCUCUAGCUGUAAGCCGCGCUGUUCUACGUUAGCUAGUUGAGUUAGUUCAAUUAAUUGAGUUGAGCAAAUAGAGUUCAGUUGAGUUGACUUCAA
This is a messenger RNA of Corticium candelabrum, 1831 nucleotides long. RefSeq lists its product as uncharacterized. The transcript is spliced from 2 exons. Bases 737 to 1705 code for a protein of 322 amino acids. The record is from RefSeq and is a predicted model, not a curated record. NCBI's taxonomy places the organism in Eukaryota, Metazoa, Porifera, Homoscleromorpha, Homosclerophorida, Plakinidae.